This is a messenger RNA of Helianthus annuus (common sunflower), 2753 nucleotides long. Its product is annotated as mitochondrial Rho GTPase 2. Gene Ontology annotation, biological process: mitochondrion organization; small GTPase-mediated signal transduction. The coding region runs from base 276 to 2225 and encodes 649 amino acids. The transcript is spliced from 16 exons. Gene Ontology annotation, cellular component: mitochondrial outer membrane. Gene Ontology annotation, molecular function: GTP binding; calcium ion binding; GTPase activity. The record is from RefSeq and is a predicted model, not a curated record. Lineage: Eukaryota; Viridiplantae; Streptophyta; Magnoliopsida; Asterales; Asteraceae.
UGUAACAGUUCAACCGUAUUUUAUUUAUAAUCUUUUUGUUUAUCAUCUUCCUGUAGUCAAUAGCGUAAAGCACAGCAACUUCGCCAUUUCAGCAGAUUUCUCACAUUUAAAAAUCACUACCAGAUUACUUCUAGAAUAUUCAUCAAUAUUCACCGAUUGAUUCUUGUUUUCAUCUCACAGUUGUUAAAUCUCCGGCGGUUCAGUAGUGAUCAAAAACCAGACCUAAUUCCACAAAAUCUGUUCAUUAAUUCGCGUAAUUCUCAUACAGUUGUUAAAUGUCCGGCAGUUCAGUAACUGGAGGACCGAUCCCGGGUCGCCGGACUACAGUCCGCGUUGUGGUGGCCGGUGACCGCGGCACUGGUAAAUCGAGCCUAAUUGCGGCAGCUGCAUCGGAGAGGUUUCCGGAGAGUGUUUCUCCGGUGCUUCCUCCGACUCGUCUUCCUGCGGAUUAUUAUCCGGAUGCGGUUCCUGUUACGAUUAUCGAUACGGCGUCUAGUUUGGAAGGUAAAGCUAAGUUAGAGGAAGAAUUGAAGCGAGCGGAUGCGGUUGUGUUGACUUAUGCUUGUGAUAAACCGGAGACGCUUAGUCGUCUUCAGACGUUCUGGAUUCCGGAAGUUCGUCGCCUGAAGGUGAAGGCACCGGUUAUUGUGGUUGGUUGCAAGCUAGAUUUGCGUGAUGAACACUACCCGGUGAGUCUAGAGCAGGUGAUGGCUCCAAUAAUGCAACAGUUUAGGGAGAUUGAAACUUGCAUAGAGUGUUCUGCAGCUAACCUUGUGCAGGUUCCUGAGGUGUUUUAUUAUGCACAAAAAGCAGUGCUUCAUCCAACGGCCCCCUUGUUUGAUCAGGAAUCUCAAACUCUGAGACCCCGAUGUAUAAGAGCACUAAAAAGGAUAUUUAUUCUUUGUGAUCAAGAUAUGGAUGGUGCCCUAAAUGAUAGCGAGUUAAAUGAAUUUCAGGUUAAGUGUUUCAAUGCUCCUCUACAACCUGCUGAAAUAGUGGGUGUUAAGAGAGUUGUGCAGGAGAAGGUUCCAGAAGGGGUCAAUGACCUCGGGCUUACCCUAACAGGAUUCCUUUUUCUUCAUGCCCUUUUUAUUGAAAAAGGUCGCCUUGAGACAACAUGGGCCGUCUUGCGUAAAUUUGGAUACAAUAAUGACAUUGAACUCCGUAAGGAGAAUCUUCCAGUUCCAUCUAAAAGGGCACCUGACCAGAGUGUUGAGUUGACUAAUGAAGCUCUGGACUUCCUUAUGGGGAUCUUCAGUUUGUUCGAUUCUAACAAUGAUGGAGCUCUACAAGAUUCUGAGCUUAAUGAGCUGUUUUCAACUGCACCCGAAAGUCCUUGGGAUGAAGCUCCGUACAAGAAUAGCGUGGAGAGAACCGAAUCAGGGGAUAUAAGACUUUCUGCGUUUCUCUCUCAGUGGGCGUUAAUGACAUUACUCGAUCCAGCAAAAAGUUUGGCCUAUCUGAUUUACCUGGGAUAUACUAACGAUCCUGCAACAGCACUCCGUGUUACUAGGAAAAGAACCGUAGAUGUUAAAAAACAACAAUCAGACAGACACGUUUUCCAAUGCUUUGUGUUUGGACCCAAAAAUGCUGGCAAGUCUUCCCUUUUAAGUUCGUUUGUUGGAAGGCCUUUUCAAAACUCACAUGGUUCAAGCAGCUAUCAAUCUUAUACAGUCAAUGCCGUUGAUCAGCUUCGGGGAACUAAGAAGACUCUUAUAUUGCAUGAAAUCCUAGAAGAUGAUGUCAAACAGUUUCUAUCUAGUAAGGAGUCCUUGGCUGCCUGUGAUGUUGCAGUUUUUGUUUAUGACAGUUCGGAUGAAUAUUCCUUAAAAAGAGCAUCAGAAUUUCUCAUGGAUGUAGCUAGGCGAGGUGAAGACACUGGUUAUGGUGUGCCAUGUCUCUUUGUUGCCGCUAAGGAUGACUUGGGUUCUUACCCAAUGGCAACCAGAGAUUCAGAAGCGAUCUGUCGGGAACUGAAAAUAGAUGCACCCAUUCGUAUCAGCGUAAAGAAAAGGGAGAUGAAUAAUAUCUUUUGGAGAAUUGUAAAUGCAGCUGAACGUUGUCAUUUGAGUGUCCCUGAAACCGAAUAUGGAAGAAACAUGAAGCAGUAUCGUCGCAUUGUUAAUCGCUCCCUCGUGUUUGCUUCUGUUGGUGCGGCUGCAGCUGUAGUUGCAUUGGCGGCAUACCGAGCCUAUGCUUCAAGGAAGAGUCACUCUGCCAGUUAAAUUAAGCAUCAGCUGCCCUAUUAUAAGAUCCGAAAUAAGCUGGUUGCUUGCUUGAUAUUUUCCCCGCCCUUUUUAAACUACAUUUGUACAAAGAAUAGUUUCAAAUCUCCAAGUAUAAUUAUCUUUGCAUCCUUUUGUCAUUGGGACUCGGGUUUGCUCAUAUAUAUUAAUUUCCCAUCGGUCUUGACAAAACGGCCCGUAAUUCUUUCUUGUUACAUCUGGCCAUACACAUUUUAUUAGACAUCUUGGUUGCGGGUUAAAAAUUUGACCCAUUUGGAGAUGUUAAAAAUAAACAAUGAGGUGAAAUUGUUGGUGACCACAGUGAAGAUGACACCUGGGGUUUGUACUUUUGCAGCAAUGUGUGAAGGAAAAGGGUAAAAGUGAAGAUACUGUUGUCCAGAUUUUGAGGUGAUAAGAGAGAAGUCAGUGUGGAGGUGAUGGUGGUAUAUGUAUCUAUCUUUGAUUGGUUCAUAUUAUGGUUGUUGACCCCAAAAAGAUUCAAUUUAUAUUUCUCAAAAUUUAACAGUG